CCGGAAGUGGCGGGGCCGGGCCGGGCGGCGAUGGCGGCCGGCGGCGCGGCACGGGCCGCGCUGCUGCUGCUGCUGGGGGCAGCGGCGGCGCCGGGCCCGGCCCGGGGCUCGCAGGGGGACCGGGAGCCGCUGUACCGGGAGUGCCUGGGCCGCUGCGAGCGGCAGAACUGCUCGGGGGCGGCGCUACGGCACUUCCGCGCCCGCCAGCCGCUCUACAUGGGCCUGACAGGCUGGACCUGCCGCGACGACUGCAAGUACGAGUGCAUGUGGCUGACGGUGCGCCUCUACGUCCAGGGCGGCCACAGGGUGCCCCAGUUCCAUGGAAAGUGGCCCUUCUCCCGGUUCCUGUUCUUCCAGGAGCCGGCCUCCGCCUUCGCCUCCUUCCUCAACGGCCUGGCCAGCUUCAUCAUGCUGCUGCGCUACAAAGCCGCCGUCCCCCCAGCCUCCCCCAUGUACCCAACCUGCGUCGCCUUCGCCUGGGUCUCCUUAAACGCCUGGUUCUGGUCCACCGUUUUCCACACGAGGGACACGGCUGUGACAGAGAAACUGGAUUAUUUCUGCGCUUCGGCCGUCGUCCUGCACUCCGUGUACCUGUGCUGCGUCAGGACGCUGGGGCUGCAGCGGCCAGCCUUAAUCAGCAUCUUCAGGGCCUUCCUCCUUCUCUUCCUCGCCUGCCACAUCUCCUACUUGACCCUCGUCCGCUUCGACUACGGCUACAACAUGGCCGCGAACGCGGCGAUCGGGCUCCUCAACCUGGCGUGGUGGCUGCGGUGGUGCCUGCGGAACCGCCCGCGCCUGCCCCACGUCUGGAAGUGCGCGGCCGUGGUGCUGCUGCUGCAGGCGCUGGCGCUGCUGGAGCUCCUCGACUUCCCCCCCCUCUUCUGGGUGCUGGACGCCCACGCGCUCUGGCACAUCGGCACCAUCCCCCUCAACGUCCUCUUCUACAGUUUCCUGGUGGACGACAGCCUCUACCUCCUGAAGGCCAACUCCGACCUCUUCAAAGCGGACUAGAGCUGCCGGGGGGGGAGCGCGGCCCUUCGCCCCCCCCCGGGGUCCUGCCCUGCCCUGUGCCAAGCGAACCCCCGGCCCCCCCUGGCCACGGGCUCCUUCCCUCGGUUGCCUUCUGAGGUUUGCUUUUCUCUCCAUGCCCCCCCGCCUCCCCCAUCUCCCCUCCCCGGGGUGCAGGGGGGGCCGGGCACCCCCGCUGCCGGUUGCACAGGGGCUGAGGGCAGCUGAGCCCCCCCAUUAGUGCCCCCCCCCCGCCACCGGCUGCCGGUGCUGAGCCAGGGGCCCUCCCUGCCGUGGAGCGCGACAGCCGCGAGGUGGCAAUGGCUGCUGGGGCCACACUGCCGUGGGGGGGGACACACACACACACGUGGGUGGCUUGGUGGGGGGGGGUUCUGUGUGCAUGGUG
Molecule: messenger RNA, 1414 nt
Organism: Chroicocephalus ridibundus (black-headed gull)
Lineage: Eukaryota; Metazoa; Chordata; Aves; Charadriiformes; Laridae
Gene: PGAP3
Product: post-GPI attachment to proteins phospholipase 3
Exons: 8
Coding region: 31-1011 (326 amino acids)
Biological process (GO): GPI anchor biosynthetic process
Cellular component (GO): endoplasmic reticulum membrane
Molecular function (GO): hydrolase activity, acting on ester bonds
Source: RefSeq, a predicted model, not a curated record